Messenger RNA from Ostrinia nubilalis (European corn borer), 3033 nucleotides. RefSeq lists its product as uncharacterized. The transcript is spliced from 11 exons. The record is from RefSeq and is a predicted model, not a curated record. Gene Ontology annotation, molecular function: protein-L-histidine N-pros-methyltransferase activity. Lineage: Eukaryota; Metazoa; Arthropoda; Insecta; Lepidoptera; Crambidae. The coding region runs from base 225 to 2402 and encodes 725 amino acids.
ACAGUGAACGGUCGGUCACGGCCAAGGCCGAAGCCGCGAGACUUACAUUUCGGACCCAACAAAUCAUUAAAAUUACCUCUCACCGCACAAUACACCGGGAAGUAAGUGUGUGAGUGAAGUACAGUAACAAUUCUCUCCUAAUUCGUAUAAAAGUCGUGUUCAGUGUCAUAUAAAGCGAUUGAUAAUUGAGUUCUUUGAAAAUUUCGUCGGCCAGUGAAAGCAAAAUGUUGAACUCCGUGCUGCGAGAGAUCGUCGCUAAAGCAUCUGUCGAAUCGAAACAACACACGGACGCUCAACCAUACUGUUCAAGAGGAGAGUUUGAUGAUGUCACAAUAGCUGGGGAUGCUUGGAAAGGCCCUGUAAAGAAGCAUUUUGAACAGAACAAAGCCAUGGCUUCAAACGGACUAAUUAGGCCUAGAAGUGCACUUGCUCGAGCGUUCAUUGAGAAGCAGCAGAAUGAUAGAACCCUUCAAGAAUUUGAUAAAAACGAGUGGUACCGGGUCGACAAAAGCCGGUUGUCCCCAGAGAUGCAGUCCACGUUCGUCCAACUCCACGCAGAUGAAGAGACCAAGAGCUUCCUAUCGAACUCCAUCGAGAAGUCUUCGUGGGUGUGGACCCAGAUCUGGUACCUGCUAGCGAAGGCCGUCCUCAAGCACUUCUGGUCGAUCACCGACAUCAAUGGCUGGUUAGGCCGCGGCUCCAUGUUCGUGCUAUCCGAGGCGCAGGCUCGCUCGAUGCUGCGCGCGGCGCGGCGCUGCGCCGACGGCUCUGGCUCGCUGGUGGACGUCGGCGCCGGCGACGGCGAGGUCAGCCGCCGCUUCGCGCACCUCUACGGGGAGAAGUACGCGACGGAAAUCUCGGCCAGCAUGCGGAAGACGCUCUUGAGUAAAGGAUACACGCUCCUGGACGUGGACGACUGGUGGCGCACGAAGCAGUUCGACUGCGUGUGCAUGCUGAACCUGCUGGACCGCUGCAGCCGGCCGCGCUCCAUGCUGCGGGACGCGCGCGCCGCGCUCGCGCCCGGCGGGCUGCUGCUGCUGGCGCUCGUGCUGCCCUACAAGCCCUACGUCGAAGGUGAGCGACACUCAGCGCUGCGACCUGCUGCGCACAGCGGCCGCGCUCCAUGCUGCGGGACGCGCGCGCCGCGCUCGCGCCCGGCGGGCUGCUGCUGCUGGCGCUCGUGCUGCCCUACAAGCCCUACGUCGAAGCGGCCGCGCUCCAUGCUGCGGGACGCGCGCGCCGCGCUCGCGCCCGGCGGGCUGCUGCUGCUGGCGCUCGUGCUGCCCUACAAGCCCUACGUCGAAGGUGAGCGACACUCAGCGCUGCGACCUGCUGCGCACAGCGGCCGCGCUCCAUGCUGCGGGACGCGCGCGCCGCGCUCGCGCCCGGCGGGCUGCUGCUGCUGGCGCUCGUGCUGCCCUACAAGCCCUACGUCGAAGCGGCCGCGCUCCAUGCUGCGGGACGCGCGCGCCGCGCUCGCGCCCGGCGGGCUGCUGCUGCUGGCGCUCGUGCUGCCCUACAAGCCCUACGUCGAAGGUGAGCGACACUCAGCGCUGCGACCUGCUGCGCACAGCGGCCGCGCUCCAUGCUGCGGGACGCGCGCGCCGCGCUCGCGCCCGGCGGGCUGCUGCUGCUGGCGCUCGUGCUGCCCUACAAGCCCUACGUCGAAGCGGCCGCGCUCCAUGCUGCGGGACGCGCGCGCCGCGCUCGCGCCCGGCGGGCUGCUGCUGCUGGCGCUCGUGCUGCCCUACAAGCCCUACGUCGAAGGUGAGCGACACUCAGCGCUGCGACCUGCUGCGCACAGCGGCCGCGCUCCAUGCUGCGGGACGCGCGCGCCGCGCUCGCGCCCGGCGGGCUGCUGCUGCUGGCGCUCGUGCUGCCCUACAAGCCCUACGUCGAAGCGGCCGCGCUCCAUGCUGCGGGACGCGCGCGCCGCGCUCGCGCCCGGCGGGCUGCUGCUGCUGGCGCUCGUGCUGCCCUACAAGCCCUACGUCGAAGGUGAGCGACACUCAGCGCUGCGACCUGCUGCGCACAGCGGCCGCGCUCCAUGCUGCGGGACGCGCCUGCUGCUGCUGGCGCUCGUGCUGCCCUACAACGGCCGCGCUCCAUGCUGCGGGACGCUCGCGCCCGGCGGGCUGCUGCUGCUGGCGCUCGUGCUGCCCUACAAGCCCUACGUCGAAGUGACAGCAGACCACAAGCCCGAAGAGCGACUGGGCGUAACUGGAGCCGGCUUCGAGGAGCAAGCGACGGCUUUAGUCGAACAAAUGCGAAGCGCGGGCUGGGCGCUGAGGGCGUGGGCGCGCGCGCCCUACCUGUGCGAGGGAGACUUCGCCCAGGCCUACUACUGGCUCGACGACUCCGUCUACGUGUUCCAACCGGCGCCCAUCGAACCUGGCAACUGAUCCGGCCGCAGGACUAGCAACGAAUUCGUAAGAAAAAGAAGAAGUAAGCCCGCUGUUACACCCGUGAAGACACAUCUGCCGCCAAAUAUUCUGAUGGUGCGUCCAGACUGGGCGAAUUUGCUCGCGCGGCAAACUCAACAUUUCGCUCUUGAGUGAGCAGGAUGACCAGCGUGCCGCGCGAGCUAAUUCGCCCAGUCUGGACGCACCAUGAGAUACUCAGAAGUAAGCCCAUUUAGACCGUGGCUGCUCGCUCGACUGAUGACACCCACCACCGAUGAACUCCUCAGAAGUAAGACUCACUAUCCCGUGGCUACUGCCUUGAUGACACACGUCUACGAACAAGCCGGUACACUCCGCAAAAGUCAGAAGUAAGCCCGCUGUUACUCCUCUUAUGACACCCACGCUAUUGAACAGGAUGUCAAGCUCCUCAGAAGUAAGCCUAUGUAGCCCAUGGCCGGUCGACUCAUUACGCACCUCACCAAACGAGCCCAGAUAAAGUACGGCUAAUCGCCUAACGACUUACACCGAAGAAACUGAUGUGCUCCUCAGAAGUAAGCCCAUCUGGCCUGCGACUAUUCCACUGAUGAUACACGCAUCACUAUACAAGCCAUUGAACUCUUCAGAAGUAAAC